This is a messenger RNA of Patiria miniata (bat star), 3375 nucleotides long. Its product is annotated as protein O-glucosyltransferase 1-like. The record is from RefSeq and is a predicted model, not a curated record. NCBI's taxonomy places the organism in Eukaryota, Metazoa, Echinodermata, Asteroidea, Valvatida, Asterinidae. The transcript is spliced from 3 exons. The coding region runs from base 84 to 527 and encodes 147 amino acids.
CCGAAUCCGUAGCUACCUGAGCCAGAUCUAUUAACGCGUACAUAUCAUAUCAACGGGCGAGUCUGCAUGUUUUCCCCAUAAACAUGGCCAUGGACGCCUACUCGUAUUCUCCCCGUGCAUGUUACACUGUCUUAAUCAUACUAACUCUCGUGUAUCGUCAAAAGAUAGUGCUUGCUGAAGAAUGGGAAUGUCACAUGGAAGAAGGAAAUUGUGAUUCAAAAGAUAGUUUCGAGGACGGAAAGACCAAAUAUCAUCUAAAUAGGCCUACCAACCCGGAUCCAGAAGCAAAAUGGCAACCCUACCUUGAUGCAAUAAGCUCGGCUGUAAUGCAGUAUAAGGACUGUGAGCAAGAUUCUUGCACAUGUCAUGACAGUGUGAUUGAGAAGGAUUUGUCAGUUUGGAGAGAAAAGGGUGGCAUCACACAAGAGCAGUUCAAAAAAGCCCUUGGAAGAGGAAUAGGUAAUCACUACCAGAUCAUCAAUCACAAACUCUAUCGCAGCAAGAGAUGCAUGUUUGCAGCAAGGUAAGCCUAUUAAGCAUAGAUGUACAAUCCACAUGAACAUUUGCAUGCUUACCCAUUGGCAGAGAAGGUGGUCAGCCAUGCUGGCCAAACUAUCUACCGGUAUUGUGACCCACGUCACAGACCUUUUUUUUUUUUUUUUUUAAAGUGUUAAUCGUUUCAUUGAUUGACCCUGAAGUGUAGAUAGCCAAAGUGGAAUUAAUUCAAAAACCCCUUUUUCGUCCAACACCCAAAAAUUAAUGCAAGACUUAUUUGCAAAUUUUUUUGUGCAAGACCCAAAAAAUUUACCAGAUUUUCUGGUAAUUUAUUAAACAAGCAUGGCUUCUAACCAAUAUUUUAACACAUACACAGGCAUGGAACUCUUCAAUUUUUAAAAAAGAGGAAACUGUUCGACCUGAAACUGCGAGCGCGUAGCGCGAAGUCUUUACGGCGGGGGUCCGGGCCCGCCUUAGGGCCCCGAAAAAAUUUUGAAAUAUAAAUGCUCUGUGGUGCAUUCUAAGCAGUUUUUGAAAACUUUGAUGGAAAGCUGACUGACACAUUUCCAGCUUUUUUGAUGGCAUAUUUUUCAUUAAAAAAUACACAAAAUGCUUCAAGUUUGUGAUUCUUUUUUACCUUUUAUUCUGUGAAGUAUAAAACAUAGUUGUGACCUCGAUAUCUCCAACUAAUGAAUUCUUCUAGAUGUUUUCAGCUUCUCCAUGUGAGUUAGUCUGGCUUUCUUGGCAACCUUGGCAGCAACCUCUAGCGUCCUUUUUUUCGAAGCUGGGGGCUUGGCAUGUUGAAGUGGGUGCUUGGCAGAUGCUCUUUGCUCAGCAAGAUGUCUGUGCGAUUCUGCUCUUGCCAUCCGCAUGUUGGCUACAAGAGAUUUGUUGACUGACUCAUGAAGAAAGUCCUUCUUCAAAAAUUGGGCAAGAGAUGGUUUGUGGCUAGCUAGUAUGGAGUAUUUAACGGUUUGCAGAGCACUUAAGGUUUCUACAUGUACUUGAAGCCUUGAAGACUUGGAUUGCAUGAUUUGCUCAUUACACUAAAUGAACUCUCCACCUGAGGGCCACUGAAUAUACUCAGUGCAGCCAUAACCAUUUUGCUGAGCACGUUGUACUUGCCAGAGGCCAGAACUUUUGCCCACCAGUGAUCUAUACGUUGUCCUUCACUCAGUGGGGGCAGCGAUCCAUCUGCAUGGGACUUUCUGACGUCUUUGUCAUAUUCAUCCAGCUCCUGAUCAGAGAGCACAUUCUUCAAAGCACCAGGCAGUUCCUUCAUGUAUGACAAGGUGCGUGUGGUUCCCUUUGUCUCAGGAUCAAUUGCUGACAACAGUCGGAGACAUUUGUUCCUCAGAGGCAUCUUGUUCAGGAGGGCUGAUGGACAGUCCACAUAUGCCUCAAGCACAUUCCUCCUGAACAAGGUGCCAUCCUCUUGAGUGAGGCCUUUCAGAAUUGCUUCUGUGUUCCUCCCAAGAAAAUCAUCGUUUGAUCAACUUUCAGCUUGGUUACUGAUGUAUCAGUGAAGGCCUCAGGCUUUUGAGUAUAUUCACACAGAAACUCUCUCACAAGCUGCUUCUGUUUCUCAUGCAACUUGUGAACCAGUGGAUCUUUGGUUUGAAACAGUACUGUGUAGGAUUUCAGCAUGGGCAGGACGGAGAUGUACACAUUCAUGAUGAGUUUCGUGUUUUUGGACCGGUAGAACAGCUUCUCACAGAUUCGUUGCUUUUUUUUUUACCGUCAUCUGUCAUUUUUUGGAUUGGAGAACGGCAUGAAUCUCACCAAUGCGCUUCUUCGCUGAGGCGUUGACAGAGCGCUGCUUGUAGAUGUUGGUGAUGAAAUCUAGGUACAACUUCUUGUCUUCUCCCUUUAGAAACCCAUAAUACAUCACCAGCAAGGGGUCCAUCAUGCGUUUGCCAUCAACAGUGAUGUUGUAUAUCGACAGCUAGCGAUGAGAGGCAUACUCUUGAGGCACUACUCUUAUAGUUCUUCUAGAUGCUUCCUCAGGUCAGCUGAAUACUGCAGAUCAUUAUGGAUGUUCCGGAAGAGAUGCUCCACUUCAUUGUUGAAGUGCGAACAGAACUUCUUUGCAGCAUUAUGCGCGUGAUGACAAGAAUCACCGUCCACAUCAAGCAGAUGUGGGGCUUUCUCCCUGAGACGAACCUCAACACCAGUCUUGCUGCCCCUCAUCACUGCACAAAAAUCCAUCAAGACGGAGACAAGAUUCUUCCAUGGGAUGUUUUUUCUUGUGAAGAUAUCGUCAUUUGCCAGACAGAUGGAUUCGCUGUUGACUUUCACAAGUGAAACUGACGCAAGGUGUUUCACAUCAACUUUUUUUCUGUGAUGAUGAGUAGUAGCUCACAAGGAUACUGAGAACACGAUGGAAUGUCUUGCUGUUCAAAGAAAAGUAUGCAGACUGGAGAUCUGAAAUGAUUUCUUCUUCCAUAGUUUUGGCGACUCCAAACUCUAUCUGAUAUGCAGCGGUAUGUGCUCAUUUUCAGAUUAUCUAGCACCUUCUUGUCUCGGCUUAUUUCUUUUGCAAACUGGCACAGCUUGGGGGCCAUUGUGAAGGGUAAGUUGUUUUCUGCCAUGAAGGCAACAACAGUAUCAGAUGUGGCAGCAACCCGAUCACUCAGCGGCGUGUGCGGCUGUGGCAUCUUCGCAACAGAUGAGGCCGGAGAAACAACAUUCUUGAAAAAUGGAUGCAGACCAUAAGGCGACUUUGAUGCAGCAUUGUCUACUUCUGCAAAGAAGUGAAAGGAAAAAAUCAAAUAAAUGUAUAAGGAAAAGGUAAGGGGCGUGUGGAGUGAUAAGUUACCGGUAUUUAGGCCUAUUCUUAUAAAAAAAAUAAUAAAUAAAUGUUGCAACCUGACGCCACUU